AGUCGAUGCUUCUGCUUGUCUACAACCCGCUUAGCGUGAAGACGUAUCAUCACGUUAGACUGCCUGCUAUAGCCCUCCACUACACCAUUAGGGAUUUCAAUGACGAGGAGGUAGAAUACCAACUGGUACCUCUCCCAGCAGCCGUCAUCAAUCUUCCAGGGAGAUCCUCUACAGCAAUCCAGGAGUUGUGCUUCGAAGCUGAAAACAUACCUCCUCUAGGAUUCACUGCGUAUUACAUCGCUCCUGUCAGAGAUCAGUUGGAAGAGAAUGAGUUUGCCAAGAAGUUUUCUAAAUCAAAUCAAGGGAAAAUUGAGGCUGAGCAGGAGAUCAUACCUUUCAUAUCCAACGAGUACAUAAAAGUGACAGUGGAUAAGGUGACAGGACUGCUGGAGUCUAUCCAGCAUGUGGAUGGAGUCAGGAUUGACGUGGGCCAGAACUUCUAUUUCUACGCUCAAGGCCAACAGACCCUGCAGUCAGGGGCCUACAGCUUCAGACCAGAUCGACAGAGACCCGUUGCUGUAACAGACAAGGUAGCCUACAACACGAUCCGAGGGUCUCUAGUCAAGGAGAUCAGACAGCGGUUCAGCGACUGGAUCACUCAGGUCAUCAGGUUGUACCGCGGUGAGGAGUUUGUGGAGAUGGAGUGGAUUAUUGGACCUAUACCUAUUGGCACGGACCUGGGCAAGGAGGUGGUGAGCCUCUUCACCACAAACAUCACCAGCAAUGGCGAGUUCUUCACCGACUCCAACUCCCGGCAGAUGAUGAGGCGCACGUGUUGGAACGAAUCUGCAAGUAGGUUGAAUCAGCAGAUAAAGAAGCCGAUAGCAGCGUGCUACUACCCGGUAACAUCACGCAUAUGUAUACACUCGGGGAACGCCAGUGUGGAGAUGUGUAUCCUAGUCGACAGGACGGAAGGAGGAACAUCAUAUAAUGAUGGGGAGAUUGAACUUAUGGUCCAUAGAAGACUUCUAACAGACGAUGGCUUCGGUCUAGAAGAGACUCUGAACGAGGAAUCUUACGGAGUAGGUUUGGUCGUGAAGGGGAAACACAGGAUACUCUUUGGAAACUAUCGACAAGAAGUGGAUGACCAGACCUUCUCAGAGAGGAUGUCUCUGUACUCGAGGAAGUGGCAGUACGAGCCCUGGCUGUUCCUGACUUCUGGAGAGAAGCUGAACAGGAGAAAAUGGCAGAAUGUUAGGAAUAAGAGAUUUUCAGUGCUAAAGCUGCACGGUCUACCCCGCCACAUCCACGUGCUGACCUUGGAACCCUGGAAGGCUGGCACAGUUCUGCUCAGACUGGAAAACACACUAGAAAGCCCUAUACGAGAGAGAUACAGAACGGAUAAAUCGGACGGUCCAGAAGAUUACAUAAGCAAGCCGACUCACAUCACGGUGGAGCUGCGGAAGAUAUUCUUACAGAUGAACAUCAAGCUAGUCAGGGAGACCACCCUCGCUGCCAACCAGUGGCUGGAUGAUGCACGGCAGAUGGACUGGAGUACUAGAUAUGUAUACAAUGGAGCUGAUGACGGUAUACUGCCAGAAGACGCAGAAGAAACUGAAGAUAAGCCACAAAAACCGGCAGACAAUAAAGAGUCAGAGGAAGACCCUGAGUACGGGCGAAAAAAAUACGUAAGACAAAGAUUUUCGGACAAAUCUAGAUCGAAAAUCAAAACGCCUGUGUACGCAGACUACGAUAGGCGAAAACGGUCAAUUAACAUGUCUGAAAACGUCAUGGAAAACAUAAUUAAUGACACAUCGGUAGAUGAAGUUAGAUUUAAUGACACAACAGAGUCACCAGCGAACGACACAUCAAUAGAUUUGACGACAAAAUUCGAGAUGAAUGACACAGUAAAGUUCUCAGAACAAUUCAAGUUCUUGGUGACACAGAAGACACCAAAAAUGGGUUUUCUGAGCAGAAUGAAGCCUAGUAAGCUGGUUAAUGAAUGGGCGGCUGAGACCGAAGAAGUGGCGUCUUCUGAGGAAGAUUUCUCUUCUAAUUUGAAGAAGAGAUCGCCUCGGAGAAGGAAUGGUAGUAGAAGUUCUAAGAAGACUAAACCUGAAGAAACAAGAUCGGACGACGUGGACGAUGGUAUAACAAAAUCGAUCUACGAGAUGUACUACAAACAUCGCCCAAGGAAUCAACACAAACCUUUUAAGAACUCCGAAGAACAAAGAAUGAGAAGGAAGAAGGCAAGAAGAUUACGCGACAAGAAUGAUUAUGAUUACGAAUUGGAACCGACUACUAAAAGAUACUCUAGAAACAAGAGUAAGAGAGUCAGGGGGAGAGGUUACUCUGCUGAUAUGCCGUUCUUCUUAACUGACGGAAAGAAGUUCAAAGGAGAUAGAGAUUAUAUGACUACAGACGACGGUAGAAGAAUGAGGGAGAUGGGCGCUGACGAUGGACAUGGUAAAGAAUAUCCUGCCAAAACUACAGCACCUCGUUUGCAUAAACGUAAGAACAAUAGCGGCAUGGAAACAGACUAUUCUGAAGAGGAGGACCCUGAUAACGUGGAGAAGGAGAUCGGAGAGAGAAGAACGGAGAAUAAUAGGAGAAAGAGAACCCUGCCCAAAGACGAUGAGGUGCAAGUGGAACCCGGUGGCUCUGAAACAAUAGAGGACACAGACUUCGUGGUGACAAUACGACCGACACAAAUACGCACAUUUGUUAUAUGGUUCGAGAAUAAUAGAAAGAAUUAUAAUACAUAG
Molecule: messenger RNA, 2705 nt
Organism: Spodoptera littoralis (African cotton leafworm)
Lineage: Eukaryota; Metazoa; Arthropoda; Insecta; Lepidoptera; Noctuidae
Source: the annotation of a GenBank genome assembly